UUUGUCAGUACUAUUUACAGCAGCCCUUCUUCUUCCACGUGUGUAAGAAAGCGAAAAUAUAAUAUAUGAAACUAAAUAUUUACUUUACUAACUAUGACUGAAGUGGAAAGAAAAAUUGAAUUCUUGGUGGCUGACACCACAGCCUUUAUCAAUGCAGUUCAGCUAAAUGAUUACGCGAAAAAUGUAUUAACGGUACCAGAUGUUAUUAAAGAGGUGCGCAACAAGAGACAGAUUCGUCGGCUAUGUGUACUGCCUUUUGACUUGCAAGUCCGUGAGCCCCGAACGGAGAGUGUGAAGCACUGUGUGGAAUUUGCCAAAAAGACCGGUGACUAUGCUAGUCUCUCGGGCAUCGACAUUAAAGUGAUUUCUUUAACAUACGAACUUGAGGUGGACAAUGUAGGCUCUGAACAUUUACGAAGUGAACCUGUUCUCUCGAAAGUGGUGGCAUCUAAAGAGAAGCCUGAGGAAUUACAAGAAAACACGAAGUUAGCAGGAUGGUAUAAUCCAAGUGGUGGAUCAAGUAGUGAAGAUGAAGAAGACGACUCUGAACCUAAUGGCUACGUAGAAGACGCUGGGGAUAACAAGGAACUUGAUGCUGUGAAGAAUGCAAUUGAUUUGCAAAUAAAUAACCCAACCGAAAGUCAUAAUAAUGACAAUGAGAUAACACAAGAAGAGCUUGAUAAAUUCUUUGAAAAAUUGAGAUGCGAUGAGAAUGAUGACGCUUGCGAUAUACUUGUUCCUCAAAGGACUGGAGAUAAUGAACAAGAUCAUGAUUCUGAUGAAUUAGAUGGCGAUGAUAAUCAGGAAACAACUAUAACUCAAUCUGAAUCUACCAUAGAUGAUGAAGACAACAUUGAUGGUGGUUGGAUUACUCCAGCUAACAUUAAAAAGGUGAAAAAAUCACUAGAAGGUAAAGUGGAAUCAAUGGUUGUUCCCCAUGUUGCGUGCAUGUCGACAGAUUAUGCUCUUCAAAAUGUAUUAAAACAAAUGAAUUUGCAAAUAUGUGCGCUAGAUGGGCGCGUUAUUAAAAACCUGCGUACAUAUAUUUUGCGCUGCUAUGCAUGUUUUAAAACAACAAGUAUAAUGACAAAAGUUUUUUGUCCAAAUUGCGGCAACAAAAGUCUUAAACGAGUGGCUGUUAGUUUAGAUGAAAAUGGGAAGCAAGUUAUUCACAUAAAUACACGUCGGCCCCUGACGGCCAAAUAUAAGAAUCAGAGCUUACCAAGAUUCCAGGGAGGAAAACAUUCGCGCAAUCCAAUACUUUUUGAAGAUCAACCGAUACCAAGGCAAAUGCCUUCGCGUGUGGCAAAAACUAAAACAAAUGCUCUAGAUGAUGAUUACAUAGCUGGAUUUUCACCAUUCGUUAUGCGCGACGUCGAUUCGAAGUCUGCAAUACUGCGUUCAAAAGGCAAUCUCAAGGAAUGGGCACGAAAUAAUACUUUCGAAGAGGAUCGCCGUAAAAAACAUUACAAUAGAGUGUACAAAUAAGUGUUGCUUUAAUAAAUAUGUAUUUACUAACAUAUGUACAUAGGCAAAUCAUUUAUAAAUUUACAAUUUCACACACAA
Messenger RNA from Anastrepha obliqua, 1566 nucleotides. Its product is annotated as RNA-binding protein NOB1. The record is from RefSeq and is a predicted model, not a curated record. Gene Ontology annotation, cellular component: preribosome, small subunit precursor. The coding region runs from base 94 to 1488 and encodes 464 amino acids. The transcript is spliced from 3 exons. Lineage: Eukaryota; Metazoa; Arthropoda; Insecta; Diptera; Tephritidae. Gene Ontology annotation, molecular function: RNA endonuclease activity. Gene Ontology annotation, biological process: ribosomal small subunit biogenesis; maturation of SSU-rRNA.